UGGGUGGUGUCUCUUCUUCAGUUAUUUGUGGGAGGUGUCGUCUUGAGGGUUUAGCUAGCUAGCCGAUACUGGAGAAACCAGCAGAGAGAGGCUAUGGGUAACUGCUGCUCCUUGGGAAGUGAUCCCCCUCCUCCUCCUAGUCCUCCUCCAGAAUUAACAAACUCUCACAACACAGCACCAGCUGCUCCUAUGAUGAUACCUCCUGAUACUCCUCCAAUCUUAGCCACUCAAGAGUUGGACCCUACAGCUAUUAGUCAGACGUUAGACCACAUUUCUGACCGCGAAGACAAUUCUAAUAAAGAUGAGACAAUGUUCUUAAAGUUGUCCCAUGCCGCCAUGAAAAUGAUGAAAACAGGACGCCAUCGACACAGUAGCGUAAGAAUGCUAGCCUCUCCCUCAUCCAAAGAUUCUCCACUGGUCAUAAAGAAAUCUAAUUCAUGCUCUACAAUCUAUACUGAUGAUAGCACUGUUAGUUUACCUGACCUCAAGUUCACUCUAAAGUGUGCUUCAUUAGCCGUCUUCUACAUCGUGAAAGGAAGACCUAGAGACAGACCUCCAAAGACGCUAGACAUUUUUGAUGAAAAGCUCCACCCGUUAACUCGUGAUCCUGUACCUGAUCAUUAUGCUGAUUUCACUCCUGACCAUAAACUGAUAUACAAAUUCAUCAAAACUCUUUUUCAUGCAGCACAGCUCACAUCUGAAUGUGCCAUUAUCACUAUUAUUUAUUUGGAGAGACUCUUGCAAUACAGUGAACUAGAUCUUCAUCCUUGUAACUGGAAGCGCAUCCUUCUUGGAGCUAUUCUACUUGCCUCCAAAGUCUGGGAUGAUCAAGCUGUGUGGAAUGUUGAUUACUGUCAGAUCUUACGUGAAAUCACUGUUGAAGAUAUGAAUGAACUAGAGAGAGUCUACUUAGAGCAAAUUCAGUUUAAUAUCAAUGUAGCUGCCAAAAUGUAUGCAAAGUACUAUUUUGAUUUGAGAACGUUGUCAGAAGAAAAUGGACUGACAUUUCCAAAUGAAUAUUUACCAUUAACGAAAGAGAGAGCGCUGAAAAUUGAGGCUCUAUCUCAUGCAGCUGAUAAUAAGGUAGUUCCUGGGAGAAGAGUACGUCGAUCGCAAAGUUUAGAACAAAUUUCACCCAAAAAUACAUUAAUUUUGAGCUAGAGGAUAAUAAUAAUACCGCUAUUUUUUUUUAUUUUUUUCAUUUUGCUAUACAUGCUCGUAUCUACAUGAAGUGGUAUGUUUUAAUUUUUGUUUUAAUUGAGCAAUUUAUCUCUUUUGCUGUUCUUUGCUAUUUCUAUCCUUCUCUCUUUCUCUCUCUCUCUGCUUCUUUUGCUCUAUCAAUUAUCUUUAUACUUUUUUUAUGUUUUAACGACAAUAUUGUUCAUAUUAA
Amphimedon queenslandica is the source of this 1390-nucleotide messenger RNA. Its product is annotated as cyclin-Y-like protein 1. Bases 94 to 1161 code for a protein of 355 amino acids. Gene Ontology annotation, biological process: regulation of cyclin-dependent protein serine/threonine kinase activity. Gene Ontology annotation, molecular function: protein kinase binding. The record is from RefSeq and is a predicted model, not a curated record. NCBI's taxonomy places the organism in Eukaryota, Metazoa, Porifera, Demospongiae, Haplosclerida, Niphatidae. The transcript is spliced from 12 exons.